GUCUGGACUGUCGGUUGGAGGUGGGAGAAAGCACACUCAAAUGAGAGCAAGCAAAACCAAGAAAAGUUGUUGGUGGUGAGUCAGUAGCUCAUGUAACCAGCAAGCCCACACUGGGUCCGGGGGUACAGACGGUGCCCUCAGGCUCUCUCUCUCGCCACCUCCCAGCUGGACGCCCGAUGCUGUUCUCAGGCUCUCUUUGCAGUGGUGGCCAGCAGCCUCAGGCCAACAGUCCUUAUGGUUCUUGAUUCCGGGGAAUCUUUCCUGGUAACUCUGGCCAAGGUCCUAGGACUCUGAUGGGCCUGCUUGGCCAAGUGCCUGCCCUGGGGUCAGGGGAGGUCAACUCCCCUACCCCACUUACUGGCAGGAGAUGGAUGGCUCCCCAGAGUGUGGGGUGCCGGGUAGGAGGAUCUGUUUUCUCUGCAACCACAUGUGUGUUUGACCUCAUUGUCCCCCUCACACGGGAAGCCCCUAAAAGCCCCUAUGAGGAUAGUCUCGGUGCUGCCUGAGCCUGGAAGUUAUUGACAUCAGUUUGGACAAUGCCCGUUUCUGUGAUAAAGGGGGGUGUAUCCUCUAAGCCUCAGGCAUCCCCUCACCCACCCUGGGGGUCUGGGAAGCCACUGUGGAGAGCCUCUGCAGGCAGAGCUGGAAAUGCUGCACAGCCUGUCCCCUCUGGGUCAGCCAGAGCGAGGACCAGCUCUGCUUGUGGUGGGGGGUGGGUGGAGGGGAUUGUGUUUCUCCACCUAGACCCUGCUGAGGACCCCUGGGACAAACCUCGAUAACAGUCUGGCUGGGACAGCUGAGUCCCUUUUCCUGACCACUAGCUCCAGCGACAGGCUUUCCCGGGAAUGUGUGUCCACAUCCUGUGUCCUCACAGGAGGAAGGGGCGAAAGGCCCAGGAGCUGCUAAGAGCUCCGACAGAGUUUAUGUACAUCCUUGGGAUUUGCCUCAUAAUCGAGCUCGUUGGUGGCGUGGUGGCCCUGAUCUUCCGGAACCAGACCAUCGACUUUCUGAAUGACAACAUUCGAAGAGGCAUCGAGAACUACUAUGACGAUCUGGACUUCAAAAACAUCAUGGACUUUGUUCAGAAGGAGUUUAAGUGCUGUGGCGGAGAAGACUACCGAGAUUGGAGCAAAAACCAGUACCACGACUGCAGUGCCCCCGGACCCCUGGCCUGCGGGGUGCCCUACACCUGCUGCUUCAGAAACACGAAGUUGUCAACACCAUGUGCGGCUACAGAACUAUUGACAAGGAGGGAGCGGUACCGCCUGCUGAGACCCAGUGAUCUAGAGCCACCUUCUCAUCACAUUGCAUACGAGAAACUGAGGCCCAGAGAGGCUGAGGGACUCGCCUGGACCUGGGGUGAGUGGCAGAGUUGGGACCAGGGCUCCCAGGCGAGUGCUCAGCCAGGCUCCUCCCCGGCAGCGCCUCAGCGUGCAGAAUGUCAUCUACGUGCGGGGCUGCACCAACGCCGUGCUCAUCUGGUUCAUGGACAACUACACCAUCAUGGCGGGCCUCCUGCUAGGCAUCCUGCUCCCCCAGUUCCUGGGGGUGCUGCUGACAUUCCUGUACAUCACCCGGGUGGAGGACAUCAUCACGGAGCACUCUGUCACCGACGGGCUCCUGGGACCCAGCACCAAACCCAGCGUGGAGGCAGCAGGCGCGGGGUGCUGCAUGUGCUACCCCAAUUAGGGCCGUGGCCUGGGGCGGCAGCUCCAGAAGGACCGUGACAGGACAUCUCUGCGCAGGCCACGUCGUGGGGGCCAGAUAGGACUGUGGCCCCUCUCUCCACAUUCAGCACUGACCAAAGCCAUGGCUGUGUUUGCUCAGGGCUCCCAGGCCACCGCCUGUCUGGGGGGCGGAGCCCCUCCCCAGCUGCGGAAUUCUGUGCGUGCCCACCCUGCUGGGCGUGGGGAACAGGGCACCCCUCCUCCAGGCUCCGGCUGCUGGGGAAGGGGGAGCUUGGCGCUGGGCUCCGAACCCAUUUCAUUUCUGGUAGUGCCUUGGCCUUGGUGUUUGUGCCCCUUUGAGGGCAGUUUUGUAGUGAUUUGUAAUCGGGGAGGGAGGAGAGCAUGUGUGCCCCGAGGUGAAGGAGCAGAGGGGUGGGGUGCAGACCCCAGGCCCCAGUCCUUCGGCCUCACCCUGAGGCCAUGUUGGGUCCGUUUCUCAGCCUCCCGGGUACCUUGAGACCACCCCAGGGCUGCUGCUUUGUUGACCCUGUUUUGUACCUGAUUUUAUAACAUUCAUUUUGUACACAGUUAACAGGAGUUUCCGACUAAUCAAGGCUAGCUGUAUUCAAAGCCCCAUUCCUCUUCCCCCUCCAAGCCAGUUUAUUAAUCAGACAAUAAAGACAUGAUUUUUUUUUUU
This is a messenger RNA of Lagenorhynchus albirostris (white-beaked dolphin), 2364 nucleotides long. It is a transcript of the gene TSPAN15, whose product is annotated as tetraspanin 15. Gene Ontology annotation, cellular component: membrane. The record is from RefSeq and is a predicted model, not a curated record. The transcript is spliced from 7 exons. NCBI's taxonomy places the organism in Eukaryota, Metazoa, Chordata, Mammalia, Artiodactyla, Delphinidae. The coding region runs from base 846 to 1727 and encodes 293 amino acids.